GGGAUGCAGAACGAACUGGACCAGCAAAUGGCCAGCCACCCAUGCUAACGUGGAGACCACAACAAGAACAGCACGAGAACAUCAAGAGACGGGUUCGCAAGCCGGACGUCCUAAUACCUAAUGGAGGGCGACAUGGACGGGAGCUUCGAUUUCUUCGAGGACGUAGUGUUCGAUGUUGCCGUUCUCGACAGUAUGUACCUGCCGGCCGAGGACUCCCUCCAGUCCGCUCUCAACUCCUGGUACGACGACUCGAGCUCGCCGGAGGGCGCCAACCCGUGCUUGACGAGGGCGGCCAAAAACAUCGUCCUCGAGAGGGACCGCCGCAAGAAGCUCAACGAGAGGCUCUGCUCCCUCCGCGGCGUAGUCCCCAACAUCACCAAGAUGGACAAGGCCUCCAUCAUCCAGGACGCCAUCGCGUACAUCCAGGAGCUGCAGGAGCAGGAGCGGCACAUGCUCGCCCAGAUAUCCGACCUUGUCAUCAAGGCGGAGGAGGACGCUGAGGGUUCCCCGCCGUGGAAGAAGAUGAGGAGGGCAGCCUCCUCCAUCGACGGCGCUGUCUUUUCCCUUGCCACUGAUCAGCGUGUCGAAAUCCUCGAGAUGGAGCUGACUGAGGUAGGUGAGAACCUAGCGAUGAUGAGUGUGAAGCAUAACAAGAUGAGGGAUGCUACAGCGACGGUGUGCAGGGCGCUCGAGUCGCUAUGUCUCGAGGUCAUCACAGCAAACAUCACCACAAUUGCUGGUGGCAUCAUCCACACAAUGUUCAUCGAGAUGAAGGAAUGGGAAGGAGAGAAAAAUCGCAUUUUUCAUGAAAUGGGCUUCAGUUCCGAGACUUCUCUUAUGCAAGAUGAUAAGGUGUAGAGGUUGGUGCACCUACAGAUUCAAUAGAUGGGCACUGUUAUGCCACACUGGAAUAAGGUGUGGAUCUGGUAUGGCUUUUGUACAAACUUUUGUACCUGACGAUUGUCAAGCCACGAGAAGAAAGUUGUUGAUUGGUAUAAUACUUUCUAUAUAAGUUGAAGAACGUUAGGUGAUGAGGUGAUCAGCAUCACCUAACUACCUCUAGCUCGUUUAUGAUUUGUACCCUUCUAUCAUGGAACUGUAAUGUGGAGCCAUCGAAUCAUUCAUAUAUUUCUGUCUAUGGAAAUUGCAACUAAAACUAAUUUUACA
Molecule: messenger RNA, 1167 nt
Organism: Lolium rigidum
Lineage: Eukaryota; Viridiplantae; Streptophyta; Magnoliopsida; Poales; Poaceae
Product: transcription factor BHLH6-like
Exons: 6
Coding region: 121-858 (245 amino acids)
Biological process (GO): regulation of DNA-templated transcription
Cellular component (GO): nucleus
Molecular function (GO): transcription cis-regulatory region binding; DNA-binding transcription factor activity; protein dimerization activity
Source: RefSeq, a predicted model, not a curated record